AUGUGGAGAGAAAGAGAUGGGGUCUCCGAACGUUGGCAGCUAAUAUACAAAGCGCCAAUGGACACUGCCCUCAAAUUCGCUACGACAUAUUUGUCUUUUACAACUGGAAUAAUUGGUAUUGGGGGAAUCUACUAUGGAGCAUUUGUUUACGAUGUUGCAGAUAUUAAUAAACCUAUAGUGAUUGGUGAUGAUGUUGUGAUAGCUAAUAGUACUAUUGAAUGCCUCACCUAUCUAGGCGCAUUCAUUGCGCUACACUUUGCAGUAAAACUAGUGUUGGCAAAGUAUGUAGUCAGGCUUUAUAAAGAUGGUGAUGAAUAUAUCGCUAUAUUUAGAGGUCACCUCUGGAAUUCUAUCAGGAAACAUAAAUUUAAUUUAAAAGAUUUUCAUAAAAUUAACCCCAGUGUAGUAGUGCCAUGGACUGAGUCGAGGUAUAGUUUAGGCAGUAAAAAAGGAAUUUUAAUGGAAAACUACUUUAAGACACCUGAAUAUUACCAUUAUUUAAUAAAUAAAAAGGAAUUACAAGAAGAAACAGAGUAA
Molecule: messenger RNA, 537 nt
Organism: Arctia plantaginis
Lineage: Eukaryota; Metazoa; Arthropoda; Insecta; Lepidoptera; Erebidae
Source: the annotation of a GenBank genome assembly